UUUAAUAAUUUUAUUUACUUAUUCUAAUAACGUUAUCCAAUGUAUAGGUCGACGAAAACACUGUUUCCACUCUGCCAUCAAACUUCUUCGUCAACAAUCUUCUAGCAACAAUGACGCUGACAAAUGACAAGCCCUCUGCGAAGAAGAUUGUCUGUGACAAUUGUGACAGUGAAGGUCCUGCUCAAGGCCGUUGCAAUGAAUGUGGAAUAUUUCUUUGUCAAUAUUGUUCCGAGUUUCAUAAACGAUCUCGGCCAACGAAACAUCACGAGCUGGUGACCAUGGAGCAAUUGAAAUCCAAUCCGGGUCCACAGAACAUCGCCGAGAAGAUACGAUGUCCUAAACACAAGGAAGAAGUCAUCAAGUUGUUUUGUAAAACAUGUCAAACAACCAUCUGCAGAGAUUGCACCAUCGUUGAUCAUCAGGGGCAUAAAUAUGGAUUUGUUGAAGAAGUCGCUGUCGAAGAAAAACGUCAUUUGCAAAGCAAUCUUAACGAAGUAAAGCAAAGAAAAGGAAGAAUUGCACAGGGGAUUGUAAACCUGAAAAAAUUUAAUGAAGGUCUGGAGGCUAAGAAGAAGUCAACAAUCUCAGAAAUCAGUCAGCACUUCGAUCAACUUGUGAAAGCCGUGGAAUCUCGGAAAAGAGAAAUGAUGGAAAAAGUGACUUUAAUGACGAAUUCGAAACAAAAGCAGAUUCAUACACAGUUAGAGGCCUUAGAAGUGGCUUUAGCAAGUUGUGAAAGCAGCAUCGAGUUUACAGAGCAAGCGUUCAAGAAUGGAAACGAUGUUCAAAUAUUAAGCAUGGAGAAGUACAUUUUGCAGUCUUUGGAGCAGCUGAAAACAGUUAAAGACCAAACGAAGCCUUGUGUCACUGAAAACAUGGUGUUUAUCAUUCCUUCGUCGGUGCAGGAAACAAAGAAUAAACUGUUAACAAAGUAUGAUGUUGACGUUGCUGUCGCAACCCCUGUAUAUUGCCACACCUCCUUCAAGGAAAAAGAAAAAAUGUUUGAUGCUGGGGAACAAUACUCUGUAACAUUAAUCUGUCACGACAAAAAUAACCGAAGAUUAAGGUACGGAGGUCAGGACAUCAAACCGUCGUUCACUGGAAUGGAGGUCAGUGAUGUUGCCGUUACUGAUAAUAAAGAUGGCUCCUACACUAUCAGUUUUUCUCCUCGUCAGGGUGGCAUGUUGAAGUUCGAGGUAUCCAUCAAUGGAACGCCUGCUCCAAAUUGUUCUUUGACAAAACAAGUGAACUGGGUUGUAAGUGAUGCUUGUGGUAAAGGUGCUAUCACUAAUGGUGGACGUACAAUGAAAGGUGAAGAUGGCGAGGGUGUAUACUGUUGGAGAGUAGGUGGAUGUUACUUUGAUUCUGGAGUUCACACGUGGAAAGUUCGAUUGAGUAACAACAAUGCAUAUGAUUCUCAUAAUUAUAAUUAUAAUCAACCCAGUGCUGAAGUUGGAAUCAUCGACUAUGACGAAAUUAAUGCAGAAAUUGCUCAAAGCAAAAAGAAGCCGGUUCGUUAUUGUUCUAAUGCAGAAAAAGGUCAAAGCAAAAAAAAGUGGGUUCAUAAUUGUUCUGUCCAAAGAGGCUACAAUAUUGAUAUUUCCUUAACUUUGGACAUGGAAAAAAGAACACUGGACGUCAAGGUUGUUAAUCCGAGAUCUUUUAGUUCUAGUGGCAGUAGUACUAACUAUCAGUUCACUGCACGUCGCGUUUUACCUUUCUUUGCGUGCAGCUCACCUAGAUUGAGUAUUAGUUUAGUGGAAUGAAAACAUUUAACUGUCGGUGAAAUUAAUUGCUGGUAGUGAACGGAAAAACUGUAGGAAAACGCAAUGCCAGCUAAAACGCGUGUUUCUUACAUUAUUGUUUCAACUGUGCAGCUAAAAUAUGUGCAUUUAAAACUUAGUUUUGUAAAAUUAAAUAUUGAUCGUAUGUGUAGAAUUUGAGGUAGAAUUAAAUAGAUAUAAUUUCGCAAUAAAGUUUGAAUGUUUUCUUGUGGGCGGGGGUUCAAAGAGGAAGCGGAAAUUUAAUUUGGAC
Messenger RNA from Paramuricea clavata, 2034 nucleotides. The record is from the annotation of a GenBank genome assembly. Lineage: Eukaryota; Metazoa; Cnidaria; Anthozoa; Malacalcyonacea; Plexauridae.